Molecule: messenger RNA, 6410 nt
Organism: Labrus mixtus (cuckoo wrasse)
Lineage: Eukaryota; Metazoa; Chordata; Actinopteri; Labriformes; Labridae
Gene: dbpa
Product: D site albumin promoter binding protein a
Exons: 5
Coding region: 877-2013 (378 amino acids)
Biological process (GO): regulation of transcription by RNA polymerase II
Cellular component (GO): nucleus
Molecular function (GO): RNA polymerase II cis-regulatory region sequence-specific DNA binding; DNA-binding transcription factor activity, RNA polymerase II-specific
Source: RefSeq, a predicted model, not a curated record
GCAGAGGGGGCGUUUCUGGUGGAAACUGAGGAAGGGGGCGUGGUCGAUGUAUGCAAACGAUCCACGCCCCCGAGCGCCUUUCCCCCGUGAGCGGUGACGUCACACGAGCGGCCCGUGUUGGUUCCAGCUGACUGGCAGAGAGAGAGAGAGAGAGAGAGAGAGAGAGAGUCGAAAAUAGAGAGAGGUGUGAGUGUGUGUGUGUGUGAGAGAGAGAGGGAGAGAGAGGGAGGAAAAUAAGAGCCAUCAGUCUCAUCUAUCUGACUCUCAUACUACUGGAUAUUAUUAUUUUUGGGGGGGUCUCUUUAUUUCUUUCAUCGCAUUUUUUCGCUCAUAUUUAAUCCAAAGUUGAUUUCCGUGUUUUUGUUUUUAUUUUUGAUCCACUCUGGAGACUUGUCGCUCCGUCUAAUCCUCUUUCUGCACUCUUUGCUGUGGACCCACACGGAUCCGCGUUUUCAGCUUUCAGGACUAAGAUCCUCCACGACCGUGAGCCGCCGUUUCACCUCCACUCACUCACCGGGGAGAAGAGGGACUGGGGGGGUCCGGUCCUGCGCGUCCAGGAUCCAAGAGGUGACAGCAACUCCCGAAGGCUGAGAGGAUGAUUUAAUCUGCCAUCAUGCUGCCAUUUUGGAGAUAAAUCCCCCUUUCUUUUUCUUUUUUUGACAUUUCUUUCUUCACUUCAUGGGACGGGCGGAGCGGCGGGACCUCAGGUGGAGAUCUUGAGCGCACCUUUCUGACGGCGCGCCUCUCAAUUAGCGUCACUAAUUGGAUUAUUUUGAUCUUGAACUCAACAGUCUGCAGGUAGCUCCUCUCCACCUUCUCCUCCUCCUCCUCCUCCCCUAACCCCCCCCCCUCCUCCUCCUUCUCCUUCUAGAAGUUAUGUCAAGGCCUCUCACUCAACUCCUACCGCCGGAUCUCCCUGCCGGGGCAACAAGCCCCCAGUUCGGGGCCAGUAACCCGGCCGUAAGCGGCCCCCAAGGUGCACACCUGACCUCCAUGACCAACCUGAAGUCCCUGCUCCAGCUGCCAAUCAAGGCCGACCAGAGAGUGACCAAGGACUGCAGCGAGAUGAAAGACAAAGACAAGCCCGCAGACUCUGACGAGGACUCUGCGAGUGUUAACCCCGGACCCGGUGGGCCGGGCGGAGCCCCCGGCUCUCUACGUUCGAGCUCCCAGUCGGCCUUCCUGGGCCCCCUGCUGUGGGAGAGGACCCUGCCGUGUGACGGGGGUCUGUUCCAGCUGCAGUACAUGGACCUGGAGGAGUUCCUGACGGAGAACGGGAUGGGGAUGCACAGUAACGGACCGAGCUCCACCAGCGCCCAGAUCCCCUCCCAGAGCUCCCAGUCGGCUGUCCCCAACCAGAGCUCCCAGUGCCCGCCGAGCUCUCCUUCACCCUGCUCUUCUUCCUCCUCCUCCUCCUCCAUGUCCUCUUCAUCCUCCUCAUCCUCGCUGCUCGGACUGGAGACCGUCCAGCCGCAACCACCGCCGCAGCCACCUCAGCCACAGCAGCAAGGCAUGAUGGGAGGACCGGAGUGUCUACACGGUGGUCAGGCCGUUCCUCAGGACCCGUCGCCCUCCUCCACCUGUCCUCCAGGACCCCCCGGACCUCCGGCGGGAGCCAACGGCAGCAGCGACGUCAUGGUGAACUUUGACCCGGACCCCGCAGACCUGGCGCUGUCCAGCGUGCCGGGCCAGGAGGCGUUCGACCCGCGACGGCACCGAUUCUCCGACGAGGAGCUGAAACCUCAGCCGAUGAUCAAGAAGGCUCGAAAGAUGCUGGUGCCCAACGAACAGAAGAAGGACGAGAAGUACUGGUGCCGGCGCGUCAAGAACAACGAGGCGGCCAAACGCUCUCGGGACGCCAGGCGGCUGAAGGAGAACCAGAUCUCUGUGCGCGCCGCCUUCCUGGAGAGAGAGAACGCCACGCUCCGCCAGGAGGUCGCCGACAUGCGGAAAGAGCUGGGCCGCUGCAGGAACAUCAUCAACAAGUACGAGAGCCGACACGGAGACUUGUGAGGCGGCGAGGGACUGGAGAAGACGGCGAUGAAGGAGGGCGGGUUUGGGGGAGGGGGGGAGGAGGAUUUCAGAAAAAAGGGUUUCAAGGCAACCCGACAACAGCAGCACUUUAGUUGAAGUGGUGGAGUGGGCGGAGCCGGCGUAGACCUGCAGUGAGCGCUGUGCGACACCGGGCUGUUUUUAAACGUGCGCGCUGUGCUUCAGGAUUGCACGCCAGGACAGCACGGCGACGCCCCCUUUUUUUCCAGUGUGACUCUCUUUAGUCUCUUUGAACCCUCACAAUGUACUGUAUCACCCCGCGUCCCCUCGGCAGCUCACCUCACCCCCUCGGUGCUGUGCUCACGGCCAGGUGUCGCAUGGCGUUCCUCGCAGGUAGUGCGUCCCGGCCGCCGCUCCGGCCCCGUUCAAUCAGCGUGUUGAAUUCACAUUAUGCCAGUGAAAUCUCACUUUUUAAGCUCAAGGCACGGAUACAAGCCAGGGGAGGUCGGAUGUGUAAUUUUUUUCUAAAUAUAGGACAAAAAAAUCGUGUAUAUUUUUGAACUGGGCAGGAAGGCGGGACUAGUGCGGCGAGGAGGCGGUGUCGGCAGGAGGAGGUGCAGGGGGCGGUCCUUAAGGCAAAGAGAUUUUGACAUUAUUGUAUAUUUUUCUAUUCGCAGAGAUAGUCGACCGCAGGAGGAUUUUGGAGAUAAUCUUUUGUAUAUUUUCUAUAUGGGGCGGGGGCGGGGGAGGGGGCGGGGCUUCAAGCUGGACAGUCAACGGGGCCACAUUUACGCUUUCUCCUCCCAGCUGUUUUAUCGCUAAAACAACAAAUAAAAAUCUAUUUUCAAAUUUCACGGAGCUGGUCGAUCGGUAGAGGCGAGGCGUCUUCAGAGAAUGUAUCACGGCUGAUUCAGGUAUUUCACACGGUGCGUGGCGAGGGGGCGGGAUCUUAGUAACGAUUGUUUUGAGGCAUCGGGGCGCGUCGGGAGGAAGACGGUGAAACAAAAAAAAAAUGUAUAGUUUAAAGAAACGUUCGUGUUUGUUUUCUUUUUCCCUGUGCUCGCUCGAGCGCUCGAUUCGUUCUCUUCUCUUUGAUUCCGUGUCUGGUUUUUGAUUCACGGCGAGCGGGCGGCGUGCGUGCGGGCGGGCGGGCGGCGUUUGAUUUAAAGGACGGUGACGGGGUAGACAGGAGUUAAUUAGCCAUCAGAACAGCUGCACGUGAGCAGAUGUUUGAAAUCAUACGAGGUGGACGAUUUCGCUGGCAAGGUUUUUGCAUUUUACUUUGUGUCUUGCUCACACAAACAAACACACACACACACACACACACACACACACACACACACACACACACACACACACACAUUUUAUUAACAACAACACUACGUGGUUGCGGUCUUUCUCUCUCUAUUUACUCCUCGUUUUGUCCAGGACGUGCAAAAAUGAAAUACUGACUGGUGUCGGGUGGAUGAGCCCGACUUGAACAGUGACUGAAACCUUCAGCAUGCACACACACACACACACACACACACACACACACACACACACACACACACACACACACACACACACACACACACACCCAGGUUUGAACCCUUAUCGUCGUUGUUGAUGUUGUUAUGGACUUCUAUGGUGCUGAUCUGUUUGAUCCUUCACCUGACACACACACACACACACACACACACACACACACACACACACACACACACACACACAUCUGAAAACACUUCCAAACACCGUUCUGAACUGCCUAAACCCUUUCUUUGUCUUUAACUCUUUUCAGUUGGUUUUCUUUUCUCUCUCUCUCUCUCUCUCUCUCUCUUGGAUAAAUCGUAUAUUUAGAUCUACACACAAACACGUGUCUAUACCUCUCCUUCAAACUUUACCCAAUGAGGAACGAGAAAUGCACCCUACUGCUACUGUACCAUAAAACUGUACUAUUGAAUAUUGAGCUAUUCUCUCACUAGAUAUAAAUAUAUAUAUGUAUAUGAUAUAUGCUUGAAUUAUGUGAUUAUAGUUGUAAUAUACAUAAUUGAAUAUAUUACAGAAAAACCCAUUCGAAUCAUUUUGUCCGUUUUUUCUCAGGUGUUUAUUUUUGUCUGAGGUAUUAAAUACACAUAUAUAAAAAAAACACACACACAAGACGUCUGAUUGGAUGACAGAAUUUGUGCUCUAUGUUUUUUUCCCGGGGGAUUUAUAUAUUUGAUUUUUUCCCCGUUAUGACUCAUUUCAAACCCGAUGGCUGAUGUUGUUAUGAUUCUGUUUUACCUCACUUCAGAACAACAGUCACUAAACUCCGCCCCCAUCCCCUUGGUUACUGUUGCUAUGCUCAUCAGGAAUCGCAUUCUAGAACUUUGCACGGUCUGUUGCCGGGACAACAGGUUCAGACUUCCCUGUCCUCGAUUUUAAACAGAAAUGUAAAGAAGCAGCUUCAUGGUUUGACAUCACGUUAGCUAAGCUGGCUAAAUAUAUCACCGGCAUUAUACCAAAAAAUAAGUCAACACUAACUCUGUUUACAUCGACUUGAGUCUCCUGGUUUUAGAGUUUGUCUGAGUAAACAUCAAAUCUUGAUUUAAGAAAUCUGGAUCAUCCCAAGCAGCAACUUCUUGAGUUGAAACAUGAAGCCGAUGCUGAAGUGUAAAUCCUGCAGUUCCUGGAGUGUCCACUAGAGGCUGGCUGCAGAAGCACAGGAAGUCACAUACACACCCAUUCUAAAAAGCCUGUUUUUACAGCAGAGAUUAACAUGUUUACAGCCUGGUUCAAAAACCAAAUAGGUGUGAUUAGCUCAUGUCUCGAUGGACACACACUGUAUGGGGGGUGAAUGUUUUGAUGACUCAUCAGUUUUGAUUUGAUGAAGGAUAAGAGUUAUUCACAAGAAGGCGUGUAGCUGACCUGAUUGACAGGUGGGCGCGGUGUAACGGUUUGUCAGGAGGUUUAAAACCCGCCUCAGCUCCAGCGCUCAGCCUGUCGUUAGGUUGACUGAAAGUUAGACUGAGACAGCAUUUCCAGCAUGGAGACCACCAUCGAUGGGACUCCAGCGCCCCCUGCAGGGACAGACGGGGGACGCCAUCGAUGGGACUCCAGCGCCCCCUGCAGGGACAGACCGGGAUACUCAAGUCCAUGUAAACUCAAUCACUGAGAUGUGAAUUUAGAUUUAUGAGGGGAAACAACACGUCCAUGAGUACAUACUCGUCCUUCUACACAGCGGGGAAGUGACAAAGUUUUUGCUAAAUGAAAGUUUAAAACUUUCCUAAAUUCAACAAAAGCAAGUUCCAGCUUUUAACGUUUAAGCUUAAAUUCUAAUAAAUCCGUAAAUAGCAUCCAAGAAGGAAAGCUAAGUACGUUAACAUUUGACCCGAGCAAUUACAGAAGGGUUCUUAUUCAUCAAGUUAGCAUGCUAAUGCAAGGAAGCUCAUGUUAAGGAAUCCAAACCUCAACAGAUUUGCUAAACUAAGCUAAGCUAAGUGUGGACUGAUAUGAUUGGGGGAGGGGCUUAGUGAACAGUUCACGUAGAGCUGCUGUGACUUUAAUGAAGCGAUGGAAACUAAAGUGUGUUAUCGUAGUUGUUAACAUGAUGAUGACUGUUGAUGUUCAUUAUUUUUCUUUGUUGGUUUUAUGAGCCAGUUUGUUUUCUUAAGGGGAAUCUGAGACUUUCACAUAAUUAUUGUUUUAAUUCCCAACAACAACAACAAGAACAACAACAACAAUGCACAGCCGAUUCCGUUUGUUUGCAGACGACACCAUGACUUACAGUAAGCUAACCCAAGGUGUAUUGUGGGAGCUGUAGUUCUAUAUUGAUAUAUAUAUAUAUAUAUAUAUAUAUAUAAAUAUUUUUCCUUUUUCUUGUCUUUAUUUUUGGGGAAUUUGUGGAAACCUGACACACACAGACACAAACUUUUGAAUUGAAAUCCCUGGAAGAAGAAAAGUCUCCGAGCUGCUUACGUUUCCACCGAUGGAUGGAAGAAGAAAGCCAUGAGUAGUUUUUCUUUUUUGAUAAUCUGGGGUUUUUUGGAUUUCCUCACAGACGUUUCAGAAACUUUUUGACAGUGCUAUUUUUCUAUGUAACUGUGUUGUUGAGCGUGUUACAAACUUUUUCUCGUGGGCCAUUGGGGCGCACUCUUCACAUGUUGGCAGCGACAGUUUCCAGCUGGACCAUCAAACAGCAUUGCGGGUAAUAAUGACAAUAAUAAUGAUGAUGAAAAAAAAACCAAUAUUGUACACAGCCUUGUUAUUUCCUUCAACUUUGUGGAUUCUCAGCUAACUUCUCCAUGUUGUGACUGACUGUUAUGAACUACAAGUCCCAUGAGCGCAACACUUCCCCGACUCCUCACCAGUAUUGUGUGCUGUCCACGGGGAUGAUGGCAUAUGUGGUUUGGCUUUUUCCCCCCAAACACCAAUAAAGGCUUAUCCUUACUCACCGA